AUGGCCGAAACCCCACCACCAUCGCAGUCUCAGCCGUCUCAACCACCGUCUCCACCGCAUCCAAUCUCUGCUGCUGUACCUAAUAAUCCUCAUACCGAAUACUGGUGCUACCAUUGCGAAAAAAGUGUCGCCGUCGAAGCCCUACCCGAUCAUCCUGACGUCAUCUGUUUCGAGUGCAAACUCGGCUUCGUUCAAUCGAUCUCCAUCCCUCUAUCACAUAUCGGUGACCUAAUGGAUGAUGAAAUUCCACCUCUCAGCAACGAAAUUGUUCAGUUCCUCAGAGCAAUCGCUUCUCCUGAAGACGAAAACGAUUUGCCCCUUCCUGAUUCCGCUGUCGAUGUCUCGGUUCAUGUCUUCGGCGAGGUUGAAGAAUCGGACGAAAAUAACGAUAAUCAUCAUGAAGAUGAUGCCGAUGAGAAUCGUAAUCGAGGAAAUCGAGAUCGUGAAGGAUCGGAUGAUGAAAACGAAGAAGACGAAGAGGAAGAGUUGCGUCAGAGACAAAGGCGUCAUCUUCUCCGUCUUCGUCUCCACGACCACGGUUUAUCCGCCGGCCGUCAUGACAGGAUUCUCGAUUGGGCGGAGCUUCUGUUACAACUCGAAGACCAAUCAGUCACAUUCGGUCAACAGCGUCUCGAAUUUGAAGAUGAUUACAUCGGAAACCCAGGUGAUUACAUUGACGCAACAGGAUACGAUUCCUUUUUACAAACCCUAGCCGAGAGUGACAGCAACGAUAAGAGAGGGCCGCCGCCGGCGUCCAAAUCAGCUGUUCAAGCAUUGCAAACGGUUGAGGCAUGA
Lactuca virosa is the source of this 795-nucleotide messenger RNA. NCBI's taxonomy places the organism in Eukaryota, Viridiplantae, Streptophyta, Magnoliopsida, Asterales, Asteraceae. The record is from the annotation of a GenBank genome assembly.